CACUGCCGCGCGCCCAAUGGUGCCCGAGUCUUACAUCUUGCCCGUGUUCUUGGUUCGUGACCAUCUUAGAGGGCGUUUGAUUUCGCGUUUACUCCACAAACCCACAGUUUGCAAGUGUGUAGACGCAUACUGCGUACACACUUCAGUUUGUUGAGUUUGUUUACCCUGUGCAGCGAACCAACCAUGCAAACUCGAUCACCUACGUCAAGCGAUGUCUCUCCAUGUGUCCCUCGCGCACACGCUGCAAGCGACAGGGACGUUUUUGGCGGUCACGGUUUAUUCGACGACCUCAGGCCCAUUGGCAUCGCUUCGGCGCUGUGCGGUCUACUUCCAGUGAGGCUGGGGCCAAUGCGCUUCAGCUUCCACCCGCUGAAGUCUUCGCUGCUGUACGCCGUUCUGGUGACGCUGGUGGUUUACUGGUCCACUUGGCGUCUCGUCACCGACCGUAUGCACGUGUUCACGCAACGGCGCAUGUCGCUGGUCACGAGGUUCACCAGCGUUGUGUCAUUCGGCUCCGUUUCGGGCAUCGCCCUGCUGCCCCUCCUGUGGCUCGAGACGCAGUACCUUCGGCAGGACCAGCAUCCCUGUCGGCAUCUCAUGAUCGAGUUGGGUGCUUCAUUUCGUGCCUCGGGAUCGAGCGCGGCGAGAACAGUGGUGCAAGGCGCGUUGCUGUGCCUUGGGGUCUUCCUGCCGAGUAGCGUUGUGCUGUGGCUGGCAGUGCUGGCAUCGGAAGGCGCGUCCUGGACACAUUGGUUCGCCCACAUGCAUGUUCUGGCCAUGCCCCUGCUACAGUGUGCGAACGUGGCGGGCAGCGCGUUUUGCGUUAAACGCCUGGCCGAUGUCCUUCAGGCUUCCCUGGUGCAGGAGUUGCGUGCUCCGUGGGUAGACCCUCGCCGUAUCCGUGCCCACCGCAUCGCGUGGCUGCACCUCCGCGACGUGGUGCAGAAUCUCGUCCGAGCGCCACUCACCGUCCUGGCCAUGGUGCUGCACAUGAUCCUCAUGAGCACUCUAGCCUCGUACCAGGCGCUCGUCUGCGUCAUGGCGGGACAGAUGCCCCUGGGGAUGCUGCUGCUCCUGCUCGGCUCGCACUACUACCUGCUGCUGCUCCUUCUCUGCGACGCUGUGCACCGCGUGUCAGAUGCGGUCGGCCGGGAAUUUCGGCACCCUCUAGAAACGUUCGGAGGCGUCUCAGUUUCUCAGCGUGCUCAGUCUGAGAUAAGACUGUUUCGAAAAACAGUUUCUUCGUCACGUCUGGAAGUAUCAGCAGCUGGGUAUUGGCACGCCAGUAGGCACGCCAUCACUUCGGUUAUGUCAGCCACGGUGGCUUACGUCAUUGUGCUCGUGCAGUUUCGACAUCCCGAACGCCAACCCGUCAUUCAAAUUACCAACGCCACCCACUUGUUGCUCAUUCGUUGACUGCCAUCACCCAAGCGAUGCGAUUGUCCUUCAUUUGACACCAAUUCAUUUCAUGCAAACAAUAAAUUUUUUUGCUGGAUUUUCAUAUUUUUGUGAGUUUCACCUUUGUAUUCGGUGACAGUCAUCUUAGUUCAGCGUUGGCCCAUGAAACUGGUCGUCAAGGUGCGUGUUUGUGAUGCUGCGGAAAGGAGCAGCAAGCUAGGGAAUGUUUUUACUCUCUGGACGGGCACCAAAUCCAUUUCAUCCU
This is a messenger RNA of Thrips palmi, 1663 nucleotides long. RefSeq lists its product as uncharacterized. Gene Ontology annotation, biological process: sensory perception of taste. The coding region runs from base 184 to 1416 and encodes 410 amino acids. Gene Ontology annotation, cellular component: membrane. The transcript is spliced from 8 exons. NCBI's taxonomy places the organism in Eukaryota, Metazoa, Arthropoda, Insecta, Thysanoptera, Thripidae. The record is from RefSeq and is a predicted model, not a curated record.